This is a messenger RNA of Tribolium madens (black flour beetle), 1714 nucleotides long. RefSeq lists its product as uncharacterized. The record is from RefSeq and is a predicted model, not a curated record. Lineage: Eukaryota; Metazoa; Arthropoda; Insecta; Coleoptera; Tenebrionidae. The transcript is spliced from 6 exons. Bases 175 to 1263 code for a protein of 362 amino acids.
GAAAAAGUCACUUUAUCGAGUUUCAGGUUUACUAAACGGUUCCGUUGCAUUAAAAAGCAAAUAUUCGCUUUGUGUCAACACCAAAUAAUAACAGAAACCACCGUUUCCAUUUUUUCUCAAACUAAUUGCUUUAUAACGCUGAAAAUCGCACCAACUUGGUUCAUUCAAAACACCAUGCUCAAACCCCUCAUAUUCAAUUUAAUCAUUUUAUUUUACCCAACCUUCUCGACCAACAACCGCUCAUCCAAAUUUUUUGGUGUCGGUUUGGUCCGUUUCGAAAACAGCGUUUGCACUUCUGCUAGCAACAACCUCGGCACUUGCUACACCCGCUGGCAAUGCCAGAACGUCGACGGCGUCGCUUCCGGCUCUUGUGCGCAAAACAUCGGCGUCUGCUGCGUCAUCACACGACAAUGUGGUGAAACUACGAGGUAUAACAACACGUAUUUCAGUAAUGACGAGUUUCCCAACCCUUCGACCGAUGGCACCACUUGCACUUUGACCAUACAGAAGUGCAACGACGAUAUUUGUCAAGUCCGUAUUGACUUCCUCAACUUAAAUCUGGCCCAACCGAACCCACAAGGCGUUUGCGAUACCGACGCUCUGACUAUCACAGGGGGCGCAGCCCCUGUGCCCGUCAUUUGCGGCGAAAACACCGGUCAACACGUUUAUGUCGAUUUUAACGGCAAUAACACCAUUCAGCUCACUGUUAUGACAUCAAGUGGGGACAGUAUAGGGCGGAAUUGGAAUUUUUUGAUCACUCAAAUCGCCUGCGAUUGCCCCACUAGAGCCCCCAUUGGGUGUCUAAUGUACUACACAUCGCUCUCUGGUACCGUCAACAGUUUCAAUUAUGGUACUUCCACCAACGAAAUUGACCCAAAUACCGGACUUCCGGGUACCCGUGAACUAGUAAACGAGAACUACGGGGUUUGUAUCGCCAUGGUUCCGGGGUACUGCUCCAUUGAAUGGAGCGCGACGUCGGGUAAUUCUUUUGUAGUUUCCGGGGAUUUGGGUGCUUUAGGAAUGGUGAGUUUGACCGGAUCGGACUGUAAUUCCGAUUUUGUUGUGAUUCCGGACCCUUCGUACGUUAAUGGUACUCCAGUCAAUUCGGAUCGGUUCUGUGGUACCGCUUUUCCGUCGGUUGUUACAAGCUCAAAACCGUUCGUUUUAACGGUUGUCACAAACGGGAAUGAAAUAAAUGACACACAAAACAGAGGAUUUUCGUUGAAUUUUAUGCAAAGGAGGUGUUCAACAAUCACGACUUAAGUGCUCAUUUUCAGUGUUGCCAGAUCAAAAAAUGAAAUUCACCAGAUCCGAGUUGAAAUAUUUGCCAAAUUUACACCAAAUUACGAUUUGUAUGAUAAAAUCUCGCAAAAAAACGCUUAAACAUCUGCUUAAACUUUUGAAAAAAGCAAAAAUGACAUGCUUUUCGGCCUAAUUUUGUGAUUUUUCAACAAAAUUUUGCGAAAUGAUUGCGUUUCUGGCUGAAAAACAGCUAAAACGCUAGAAAAAAUAAUAUAAUUUUAGACUUAGUUUCUUGAUUUUUUAGUUUGUCUUAGCGAAAUCUAGUGACAAACCCGAGGUUUUAGAAAACGUGCUUAAAAGCAUUUUCGGACAAAUUUUGUAGUUUCUCGGCUUUAUUUUGUCUUAAUUUUUAUGAUAUCAAUUUCGAUUUAAUUUUGUAACUUUUUGUGUUUUUAUCUCUCAAAAACAUCCU